Messenger RNA from Nanorana parkeri, 1257 nucleotides. RefSeq names its product zona pellucida sperm-binding protein 3-like. Gene Ontology annotation, biological process: egg coat formation; binding of sperm to zona pellucida; positive regulation of acrosome reaction. The record is from RefSeq and is a predicted model, not a curated record. Bases 1 to 1257 code for a protein of 418 amino acids. Gene Ontology annotation, cellular component: extracellular matrix. The transcript has 9 exons. Gene Ontology annotation, molecular function: acrosin binding. Lineage: Eukaryota; Metazoa; Chordata; Amphibia; Anura; Dicroglossidae.
AUGCUCCGACAGCAACUACAGACUAGAAGUUCCCCUAUUAGCGUCCAGUGUGGAGAGGACACCAUAGAGGUCAGUGUCCAGAGGGAUUUGUAUGGGAAUGGAAAGCUAGUGAAACCUUCCGAUCUGAGCCUGGGAGCCCAAGGAUGCAAGCCAAGCACCCAAAGUACUGACAACAUGGUCAUCUUCCAGAUUAGCCUCCAGGACUGUGGCAACACUGCUCAGGGGCUAGUGUUUUCAAAUGUGUUACACCGUGCAGGUUGUGGGGUUACAGACUCUGGUUCUGUCUUCUGCUCAGGUCACUGCAGUCCCUCAGCAUUUACUAUCAUGGUGGCUGACCCACUCGCAGGCUUUUUAGAUCAUGUGGUGAUCCUCUUGCAUGGUAAUGUGAGCAGCAAGGCCAUUAAGCCAACAUGGCUUCCAUUCAGCACCACAGUGUCCUCAGAAGAGAGGCUGUCCUUUUCUUUGCACGUGAUGGCUGAGGACUGGAGUGGCCCCAGAAGUUCUUCAGUGUUUCAGUUGGGAGAUAUUCUCUACAUAGAGGCCUCUGUGGACACUCAGAACCAUAUUGGCCUGAUCCUGUACAUUGACCGAUGUGUGGCCACCAUAUCGCCUGAUGCCAGCUCUUCUCCUAAUUAUGACAUCAUUACAGACCAUGGGUGUCUGGUAGAUGGAAUGCAAGAGGACUCCUCUGCAGCCUUUGUGAUUCCAAGGGUCAAACCAGACAACCUACGGUUCACAGUAGAUGUCUUCCGAUUCCUAGGAAAUGAUGCAUCUAUGAUCUACAUAACCUGUUUCCUGAGAGCUGCUGCAGCCACACAGAUCCCAGAUUCCAUGAACAAGGCCUGUUCCUAUAGCAAAGCCACAAAUGGCUGGUCUGCAGUUGAGGGCCCCAGCGAUAUCUGCCAGUGUUGUCAGACAACAGGCACCUGCAGCAACCCUAAUCUGAUGACCGGAGGAAGGACCAGAUUUGGAAGACCGAGAGCAUUUGUCAAGAGGGAAGCCUUGGAUGAACCCCACAUAGAAGGUGGACAAAGUGUGACUAUUCUAGGACCUCUGCUUGUGAUUGGGCCAAAACAAAGCGAUGUUGCACUUCAAAUGACAAAGGAAGAGUCUGCCCCUGUGGAGCUCUGGGUGUUGGUGGCCGUUGGAUGUGUCAGUCUUCUUGUUGUCCUUGUAUGUGCAGUGUCCAUUGGGAAGUCUCUGGCAAAGCCACACAAUGUGCUACAGGAUGGGCUUAAGGAUGAGGAGCUGCUGUAG